UGAUCGAGAUCAAGGUCACAUACUAGUCAAAGAGCUCAUCCAUGAGAUCUAUCACUAUCAAUACGCCAAUCGAUGUAUGCCAAAGAAAGGUAACCACGUUGAACCCUGUAAAGAGGAGAGGCGUUACAUGGAACCCCCACAUCUUCCAGCGGAGCCCAAGCCGACUAACGCACCAUCAAGGCCAAAGUGCUUCAGAGUAAAGGAUGUUCCGAAGGAUUGGGAUAUAGAAAAUCUUCGUCGCGCCCUCGAAACCCUUGAUCCCGCCCUCCGCGACCAGGAAUACAGGCUUUCGCUCUAUCCUGCGUGUUAUGGUACAAGUCAAGUCGGUAUAUUGAAUAUACCCAACUGUACAAGCUACUUCAGCCAAAUUGUUCCGUAUAAGCCGUUCCUCCGUACUGUGCUAAAUGGGGAUUUGACCAUCGAUUGUGAUUUUGACGGGUUUACCCCCUUCAAUAAUCCAAAUGAAAUUUACGCGGAAAGUCGCGACAGCGGCCGAAUGUGGCUACAAGAUUUCCUACCAAGCGAUCUACCUGGUGUCCGGAUCAUGUCAUUUGGCUAUGAUAGCAAGAUUGAAGCCAAGCAGACAGAUCGGAUGUUGGACUAUGCUCGGUCGUUUGCGAGUCAGCUUCAUAAUGUGAGGAGUUCCAAGGAGGCCCGCUCUCGACCUAUUAUCUUCCUGGGACAUUCUCUUGGGGGUACUCUGAUUCUCGAGAUCUUGGAAGAAGCACGAACGAUCAGGUCUCGAUAUUCAUCCCUUCUCGAUACAACCUUUGCUACAUUCUUCUUUGGUACUCCUCAUCGCGGUUUGCGCACAGAGGAGCUCGAGGCAAUGGCAAGAGACUUGAUAUCGGACGACAACCAAACCCUAGACCUUUUAAGGAUGCUGAAAUCCGGCUCCGACUUCCUAGCGAGACGACGAAGAUCGCUGGCGGACAUACUAGCAAAAAAGAAGGUGGUUAGCUUCUAUGAGACUCUGGAGAGUGAAGUAGUAAAGAAG
Acaulospora colombiana is the source of this 997-nucleotide messenger RNA. NCBI's taxonomy places the organism in Eukaryota, Fungi, Glomeromycota, Glomeromycetes, Diversisporales, Acaulosporaceae. The record is from the annotation of a GenBank genome assembly.